Messenger RNA from Dipodomys spectabilis (banner-tailed kangaroo rat), 6053 nucleotides. RefSeq names its product cell migration inducing hyaluronidase 2 (gene Cemip2). The record is from RefSeq and is a predicted model, not a curated record. The coding region runs from base 62 to 4231 and encodes 1389 amino acids. The transcript is spliced from 24 exons. NCBI's taxonomy places the organism in Eukaryota, Metazoa, Chordata, Mammalia, Rodentia, Heteromyidae.
CGGGCGCCUUGGCUUCAAGAUUGGGGAACUGCUUUGGCACUUGGAGGAGUGACGGAGUAUCAUGUAUGCCACUGGUUCCAGGGGGCAUUCCCCAGCUUUCCUACAACCUCAGAACGGAAGCAGUCAUCGCUCACCUGGUUAUGUCCCCGGGAAAGUGGUCCCCCUGCGCCCCCCGCCCCCUCCAAAGAGCCAGGCUUCCGCCAAAUUUACCUCCAUUCGACAAGAAGCCCGGGCCAGCUUUGCUUUUUUGCCCGAAGAGCAGCAAACACAGAGGGAGAGCCGAAAGCGCAAGAGACACAAGAAUACCUUCAUUUGCUUUGCUAUAACUAGUUUUUCCUUUUUUGUUGCACUUGCAGUAAUUUUAGGAAUAUCCUCAAAAUAUGCUCCAGAUGAGAAUUGCCCAGAUCAAAAUCCCCAUCUCAGGAACUGGGAUCCUGGACAAGAUCCUGCAAAGCAAGUUGUCAUCAAGGAGGGAGAUAAUUUCCGUCUGACCUCAGAUGCCACAGUGAAUUCUAUAGUCAUUCAGGAUGGAGGACUGCUUGUCUUUGGAGAUGAUAAAGAUGGAUCCGGAAAUAUUACUUUGAGGACUCGUUACAUCCUGAUCCAGGAUGGUGGAGCGCUUCAUAUUGGAGCAGAAAAAUGCCGCUAUAAAUCCCAGGCGACAAUUACCUUGUACGGAAAGUCAGAUGAUGGGGAAAGUAUGCCAACGUUUGGCAAAAAGUUCAUUGGUGUGGAAGCAGGUGGGUCCCUGGAGUUGCACGGAGCGCGGAAGACCUCGUGGACAUUGUUGGCCAGAACUCUACCUGCCUCCGGCCUACCCUUUGGGUCCUACACCUUCGAAAAGGACUUCUCCCGGGGCCUCAACGUGAGGGUCAUCGAUCAGGAUACCGCCAAAAUUUUGGAAAGUGUGAAGUUCGAUACCCACGAAUACCAAAACGAGAGUAGGCGGCUGCAGGAAUUCCUAAGGGUUCAAGAUCCAGGUCGGAUCGUGGCCAUCGCUGUGGGAGAUUCAGCAGUCAAGAGCCUCUUACAAGGAACUAUCCAGAUGAUCCAGGAGCGGCUGGGAAGUACACUGAUUCAAGGACUUGGCUAUCGACAAGCUUGGGCUUUAGUUGGUGUCAUUGAUGGUGGAAGCACUUCCUGCAAUGAAUCUGUGAGAAACUAUGAAAACCACAGUAGUGGAGGAAAGGCUCUGGCCCAGAGAGAGUUUUACACUCUGGAUGGUCAGAAGUUCUCUGUGAUGGCUUACAGUGAAUGGAUUGAAGGUAUUUCUCUUUCGGGUUUCCGGGUGGAGAUUGUGGAUGGAGUGAAGCUUCAUCUUCUGGAUGACGUCAGCGGCUGGGAACCUGGAGACCAGAUUGUGGUUGCGAGCACUGACUAUUCCAUGUACCAAGCAGAGGAGUUCACUCUUCUCCCCUGUCCUGAGUGUACCCGUUUUCAGGUCAAAGUCAAAGAAACGCCUCAGUUCCUGCACAUGGGUGAGAUCAUCGAUGGGGUGGAUAUGCGAGCUGAGGUUGGAAUCCUCACCCGGAACAUUCUGAUCCAAGGAGAGAUGGAGGAUUCGUGCUACUCAGACAACCAGUGCCAGUUCUUCGAUUAUGAUACUUUUGGGGGACAUAUCAUGAUAAAGAAAAAUUUUACUUCUGUCCAUCUUUCCUACGUGGAAUUGAAACACAUGGGUCAGCAGCAACUGGGCAAAUAUCCUGUUCAUUUUCACCUGUGUGGAGAUGUGGAUUACAGAGGCGGGUACACACCCCCCACAUCUGUGGAUGGCUUGUCUAUUCAUCACGGCUUCUCACGGUGCAUCACCGUGCAUGGGACCAAUGGCUUGCUGAUAAGAGACACCAUUGGAUUUGACACCCUAGGUCACUGUUUCUUCUUGGAAGAUGGUCUUGAGCAGAGAAAUACUUUGUUCCACAAUCUGGGCCUCCUUACCAAGCCCGGGACUCUCCUUCCCACUGACCGGAACAACUCCAUGUGCACCACUAUCCGAGAUAAAGUGUUUGGGAACUACAUUCCUGUACCUGCUACAGACUGUAUGGCUGUUUCAACUUUCUGGAUUGCUCAUCCCAACAACAAUCUGAUUAAUAAUGCAGCAGCAGGCUCCCAGGAUGCUGGAAUAUGGUAUUUGUUCCACAAGGAACCUACUGGGGAGUCUAGUGGAGUGCAGCUCUUGGAGAAACCCGAACUCACUCCUCUGGGUAUAUUUUAUAACAACAGAGUCCACUCAAGUUUUAAGGCUGGCUUAUUUAUUGACAAAGGUGUCAAAACGACCAACUCCAGUGCUGCUGACCCGAGGGAAUACCUCUGCUUGGAUAACAGUGCAAGAUUUCGACCUCAUCAAGAUGCAGAUCCUGAAAAGCCGCGUGUUGCUGCUAUAAUUGACAGGCUCAUUGCAUUUAAAAAUAACGACAAGGGGGCCUGGAUCAGAGGAGGAGACAUAAUCGUUCAGAAUUCAGCGUUUGCAGACAAUGGAAUAGGAUUGACAUUUGCCAGUGAUGGAAGCUUCCCUAGUGAUGAAGGCUCUAGCCAGGAGGUUUCUGAAUCGCUUUUUGUUGGAGAAAGCAGGAAUUUGGGAUCUCAGGGUGGUCAGAACAAAUAUAUGGGCACUGGAGGACUUGACCAGAAGCCUCGGACAUUACCUAGAAACAGGACAUUCCCUAUUAGAGGCUUUCAGAUUUAUGAUGGGCCCAUUCAUCUCACCAGAAGUACUUUCAAAAAAUACGUGCCAACGGUAGAUAGGUACAGCAGUGCAAUUGGCUUCCUCAUGAAGAACUCCUGGCAGACGACCCCCAAGAAUAACGUUUCUCUUGUGAAAUUUGGCCCACAUGUUUCUCUGAAUGUCUUCUUUGGCAAGCCUGGCCCAUGGUUUGAAGACUGCGAGCUGGAUGGCGAUAAGAACUCCAUAUUCCAUGACAUCGAUGGCUCCGUCACAGGAUACAAGGACUCCUAUGUGGGAAGGAUGGACAACUACCUGAUCCGCCAUCCGAGCUGCGUCAACGUCACCAAGUGGAAUGCGGUGGUCUGCAGUGGGAACUACGCCCAGAUCUAUAUACAGACGGGGAGCAGCCCCAAUCUCAGUGUGACCAUCACGCGAGAUGAGUAUCCAUCCCACCCAAUGGUGCUCCGGGGCAUCAAUCAGAAGGCCAUCCUCCCCCAGUACCAGCCCGUCAUCAUGCUGGAGAAAGGCUACACCAUCCACUGGAACGGGCCGGCCCCACGGACCACUUUCCUUUACCUCGUCAACUUCAACAAGGAUGACUGGAUUCGAGUUGGCCUCUGCUAUCCUUCUAACACAAGCUUUCAAGUCACCUUUGGCUUUCUGCAGCGGCAAAAUGGUUCCUUAUCCAAAAUGGAAGACUAUGAGCCGGUGCAGUCAAUGGAAGAACUGCAGAGACAGCCAUCCCAGAGGAAAUUCUUUUUCGACUCCAGCACAGGGUUAUUGUUUCUGUAUCUCAAAGCCAAAAGCCGCAGGGAUGGCCACAGUUACUGUUCAUCUCAGGGAUGCGAAAGAGUGAAGAUUCAGGCAGCCACGGACUCAAAAGACAUCAGUAAUUGCAUGGCCAGGGCGUAUCCACAGUAUUACAGUAAGCCAGCAGAGACGAAACGCAAGCUGUCCAUGGUCACCGGACCCUGCCAAGGUUGUGGGGCCCGCCAGCUGGUGUUUACUAGUGAUCCUCACAAGACCUACCUCCCUGUGCAGUUCCAGUCACCCAGUAAAGCAGAAACUCAGCGUGGAAGUCCGUCUCUGAUUUCUGUCAAUGGCACUGACUUCACCUUCCGAAGUGCAGGUGUCUUCAUCUUGGUUAUUGAUGCGUGCAGCAUACCCUUCCGGUUGAUAGAAAAACGGAUGUUUCUUCUUGCUGAUAUCAGUCGCAUGGAAGAGUAUUUAAAAACAAGCAUCCCUCCAAGGUCUGUUGUUCUGUUAAGCACAAGAGGAGAAAUAAAGCAUCUGAACAUUUCCGAUUCCUUAAUAUCUCUGGGAUUAGCCAAACCAGCUCAUCUUUAUAACAAAGGAAGUACCAUAUUUUUGGGAUUCAGUGGAAAUUUUAAACCAUCGUGGACUCAGCUGUUUACCAGUCCUGCUGAGCAGGGCCUUGGGGUGCUAGAACAAUUCAUACCACUGCAGCUACAGGACUACGAAUGUCCAAGGGGCAGCAGUGUCCACAGGAAAGACUUGGAACUGUUCAAGCAGGCUUCAAAAGCGCACGAGAGAUUGACUGUAACUUAAGUGCUGGGAAAGAAAAAAAAAGAACGAAAACAAAACUGUGAACUAACUUAUUUAAUUUAUGGCAUUUUAAAUGACACUGUUAACCCAAUGGAACUGUUUCCCUGUUUGAUACAGAAAGGAAAGAAUGAUUUCAAAGGGAUUGCUUGAAUACCAGUUCACCUACUUUGUUAUUGUAUGAACUGUUAGAGAAUUUGUCUUUGUGAAGGCCGGUAUAGUCAGCCGUUCUCCUGUUCCUCACCUUGAACCCCAGUAUUUAGUAACGAUCACCAGCAGAGUUCAAACUUUAUAUACUGGGUCAUGCUGGGGUGAGGUGGGGUGGGGUGGGGGCUUUAGAGGGGCUGCCUGAGCUCUUCAGAGGACCAGCUUCUGUAGCACUUUGGAUACUUGAAGUCUGAAGCUCAGCUGUGCUAUGUGUUGAUUAGCAUGGGUGGCUGGUAUUUUCAGCAAUGUCUAGGGGAGGUGGGGGCGGGGGUUUCUGGGGCAGCCUUUGAGGGUUUUAUAUGAAGCUGAGUGAAGAGUCAGAAGUGGCAACUCAGGCCUAGCCCAUGCCCUUUUUAAAUUAUUGCUUGGACAUGUGCUAUUUUUAUUCAUUGAUCUAUUGAUGACUCCGAAGGAUUCAACUUUCAAACAGGAUGCAUGUGGGAAAAAGGGCUUUUAGAGAAUUGAAAAUCCCUUGAAUCUGUGACCGUUGGGCAAAAAUUUGACCUGCACCAAGGUCUGAGAGUUAUUAGGACCAUAUUUGCAGCUUUAAUCCUUAGCCUGCCUUGACUGUAUAUUUCUGUUUCAGAUGCAGAGCUGAGUUGAGUAUUUACAUAUUUUGGGGUUUGUUGUUGUUGUUGUUGUUAAGAAGCAGGGCCAUUUUCCUGAACUGAAAAAUGUGUGUCAUGUUAACUUGCACAAAGGAAGUCCGUUCUUGGUGUUGCUCUCUUACACCUGGGUUUUUUGGUUGAUGUUUUUGUGUGUGUAUAUGCGGAUUUUUAAAGAGCUUUUCUUCUCACCAUUUCACCAGGAAAAUCCCAGAAAACUUAAUGAUAUUACAAUGAUUCUACCCUGGGGAAAGGGAGGCCUUUUAAGGCCAGGACCAUGAAGGAAAUACUGAGAUAGCAACCUCCUUACAGGCUUACAGGAGGGAGUCACUAUUAAUUAAUUUAAUUAUUAAGGAUAUCAUGAUGCCUGGUUUCCCUUUCCACUGGAAUCUUCUGUCUCUUGCACGUCCAGAGAAAACUGGCUUUCUAACUUGGGUUUUCCCACACCAAGAGGAGAGGUGCAUCAAAAUGCCUUUACUGUUUUCUAAACCUGCAAACCCAAAGUCUGGCGGCUGGAUGGCCAGGUGAGUUUGCAGUGAUAUUGGCAAUGAAGACAGACAAACAAAUUCACCUUCUUCCAUCAAGGGCUGAGGCUGCAGGCCUGUGCCUUUGUCUAGAGAGGGGAUGAUUAGCAGCUCUUGGACUUCUGUAACUUUACCAAGUAUUCUACCUCAAAGCGCUACCGAGAAACCAUUCUAACUGUAAGUGCCCGUGCUAAGGGUACGUGUCUUAAUCAAAGAAGUUUGACUGUUUUUUUGGAUGUGGGUUUUUUUUUUCUCUUAUUGAUAUAGUGAUGAAUGAGAUCUUACAUAUGAAAUAUAUUAUUGGAUCAUGGUUCUUGGAAGUGAUUAGUGUGUGUAUGUGUGUGUGUUACUUAAAUAUCUUUGACGUGUGUUUUUUAGAGUUUGUGCUUUAAAGAUUUUGAGAGAAUAUGUAAGUCUCAAGGCACUAGGUUUUUCUGAUGUCUUACUAAUAACGGGGCAUAAAUUAAAUAAAAUAUAUAUGUAUGUAUUUUA